Messenger RNA from Notolabrus celidotus (New Zealand spotty), 2439 nucleotides. RefSeq names its product trehalase (brush-border membrane glycoprotein) (gene treh). The transcript is spliced from 15 exons. Gene Ontology annotation, molecular function: alpha,alpha-trehalase activity. Bases 128 to 1867 code for a protein of 579 amino acids. The record is from RefSeq and is a predicted model, not a curated record. Gene Ontology annotation, biological process: trehalose catabolic process. NCBI's taxonomy places the organism in Eukaryota, Metazoa, Chordata, Actinopteri, Labriformes, Labridae.
UUCAGAGCUAGGUGUCAGUGUUUUGCUGUUUGUUCACACGUUCAGUUAAAUUAAACUCUGACCCAGAGGCAGCGCUCGGAUCAGGGGUUAAAUCAGACUCUGCUGUCGCCUCACAUUCGGGAUCAGGAUGCAGGACUUCACACUUCUAUGCUUUUUAGCCGUGGCUCUCUCUGCCUGUGUACAGAGUGCUCUUCCACCACCAUGUGACAGUGAGAUUUACUGCAGGGGUCCCAUCCUGCAUCAGGUACAGAACGCUAAACUAUAUGAUGAUGACAAGUUCUUUGUUGACAUGAAGCUGAAGGAAACUCCCGAUAUUGUUUCGUCUGCGUUUCGAAACCUCUCACUUGAAUUCCCAGAGGGGAUCCUCCCUCCUGCUGAGCUGCAGAAGUUCCUCAAUAUGUACUUUGAGAAACCAGGGACAGAGUUUGAGACGUGGACGCCACCAGACUGGCAUGAGAAACCAAAGUUUCUUGGAGGAAUCGCAGACCUGGAACUACGCGCAUGGGCUGAAAAGAUCCAUCUGCUGUGGAAAUCUCUCGGCAGGAAGAUCCACUCCAGCGUUAAAGACCAGCCAGAGCUCUACUCCCAGAUCUACACCCCUCAUCCUGUAGUUGUGCCAGGGGGCCGCUUCAGGGAGCUGUACUAUUGGGACUCCUACUGGGUCAUCAACGGGCUCCUGCUGUCAGAGAUGACACAGACGGCCUACGGGAUGAUUCAAAACUUCCUCUACCUCGUUGACAGAUAUGGCUUCGUUCCAAAUGGUGGGCGGAUUUACUACGAAAGGCGAAGUCAGCCUCCAUUCCUCACUCUAAUGGUGGAGAGCUACUAUCAAGCAACCAAGGAUAAAGAGUUCCUCAGAGCAGCUUUACCGACUCUGGAGCGGGAGUACGUCUUCUGGAUGCAGAACCGGUCUGUGGCUGUGAGAGCAAACGGGGCAGAGUACAAACUGAACCGGUAUCAUGUGGAAGUAGGCCUCCCCAGGCCUGAAUCGUACACAGAUGAUUUGGAAUUAGCCGAAGGACUCAGUGAUGAGGGAAAGGAGCAGCUGUGGAUGGAUCUGAAAGCGGGUGCAGAGUCUGGCUGGGACUUUACAUCCCGCUGGUACAUAGACAGUGAUGGCCACAACAACGGCACCCUGGGCUCCACUCGCACCAGUCAGAUUGUGCCGACUGACCUCAACGCGCUGCUGUGCCUCAGUGAGAAAACUCUGGCCUCGUUUCACAGGAUCCUGGGUGAUGGUGACUCAGCUGCACAGUACGAGCAGGCUGCAGCCCGCAGACUGCAGGCGAUAGAGGCUGUGCUGUGGGAUGCUGAGAGGGGAGCCUGGUUUGACUUCAACUUGGUGACAAACUCCAAACACUUUGAGUUCUACCCGUCCAACAUGGCACCGGUCUGGGCUCAGUGUUACUCUCAGCCUGCGAUGGGAGAGAAGGCUGUACAGUAUCUGAAGAGGAGUGGUGCCCUCCAGUUCCCCAACGGAGUUCCAACGUCUCUGAGGGAGUCAGGGCAGCAGUGGGAUUAUCCUAAUGCGUGGCCUCCUCUGCAGCACAUGCUCAUCCACGGGUUAUCCCAGCUCCCCUCUGAGGAAGCUAAACAACUAGCUUCAGAUUUGGCCCAGCGUUGGAUCAAGACAAACUGGUUGGCGUACGAGAAGUACGACGGCAUGUUUGAAAAGUACGAUGUGAACGGAGAUGGCAAACCUGGCGGUGGAGGGGAAUAUGAAGUUCAGCUGGGAUUUGGUUGGACCAAUGGCGUGGCCCUGCAGCUUCUGGACCAGUAUGGCGCGACUCUCACCUCAGGAAGCGGACACGUGUCUUCUUCCCUCCUGCCGCCUCUGGUCAUCUCAGCCGCCCUCAUGCUCCAGUGAAUCAGAGGUGACAAAAGAGGCUGACUGGGGGCUGGAUUUAUUUUUUGUGUUUUCGCUGCCUUAAAUCAAUCCUGUCCCCAAACCAGACUUCAACCAAACACACACUGACAUUUUCAAAUUCAACCAAAGUGUUUACAUUUUAACAAGGUUUGAUAUUUCUCUAAAUCCCAUGUGAUCAUUUUUAUUUGCAGUAGAAACAUUUAUGAUGACUAAGAGUUCCUUGGAUGAAUAUUUCAGUAUUUAUCCUCUGAGGUAAAUAAUCUUAAAUAUCAAAGCAUACAGAUCAUUUAGAUGCUCCCUGACUCUCUCCAUUAACUCAGAGCGCUUCUUGCUGCUCACAUCUCAACAUUAACUUGCCCCAGAUAUUGAACUGACUUUUCAAACAGCUUUAUACUUCAGUCAAUUUUGAUGCUUAAGCUAUCUAAACUGGGGCUUUACUCUCUCUGAGACCUUUUAUUUACAUGCAAACUCCACUUAAAGCUGGGGUUGGUAGUCAGGGUUAGAUACACUUUUUGUUAUACUGGUUAAAAUGAUCUUUAUGUCCUGAUGGCAAUCAAUACAUAGUGUGUUCU